Molecule: messenger RNA, 2346 nt
Organism: Physeter macrocephalus (sperm whale)
Lineage: Eukaryota; Metazoa; Chordata; Mammalia; Artiodactyla; Physeteridae
Gene: PLTP
Product: phospholipid transfer protein
Exons: 14
Coding region: 569-2146 (525 amino acids)
Biological process (GO): ceramide transport; phospholipid transport; high-density lipoprotein particle remodeling
Molecular function (GO): phosphatidic acid transfer activity; diacylglycerol binding; ceramide transfer activity
Source: RefSeq, a predicted model, not a curated record
CCGGGGUGGGGAAGAGAGCCCCUGAAGGAGGGCGCUGAAAUGGGGGGCACCAGGCAGAAGCCCGACGACAGGUAUUUAGGACCUGGAGGAGCCGGGAGACCCGGGAGCCGGAGGUCUGGCCGGCAGCUUUCUCCCUUUGCUCCUCCGGCUCGGGGCCUAGGAGACCGCAAGCCACCCCCGAGGAAUGCGCGUGCAGCCGUUCCCAUGGUAACGUGAAAGCCGCGCCCGCCCGCCGCAGAGGAAGAGGGAGGUUGUUGUGGGGUGGGGGGGGCUUGGUCCCCGGGAGGUCCAAACUCGUCAUGCGGUGGUUGCAAAAGCGAGCCGAGGAGGUCCCCUUCCUCUCCCCCGUGCCCCAAAUCCUCUGGGAGCUAGAGCGCACGUCGUCGCAUGAGCCUCAGUUUCCGCGUCUGUCAAAUGGAGGCAAUGUUAUUGGUUCCAAGUUCCCCGAAGAGCUAUCUCAAGCUUAACGAUCCCGGCCAGCCCCCUCUUUUGGUUGGCCAUCUGAGGAGUGGGCUUUAGAGGCCCGGAUGACUCCCGCGAUCCCACCCCACCCCCAGGCCCGCUCGCCAUGGCCCUCUUCGGGGCCCUGUUUCUAGCGCUGCUGGCAGGCGCUCAGGCCGAGAUCCCCGGCUGCAAGAUCCGCAUCACCUCCACGGCGCUUGAGCUAGGUAAGACGUGGGGGCGGGCCGGGGCGGCUGUGGGUGGAGUCGCACCGGCAGUGGGUGCAGGAGCUAAGGGUCUCACUGCUGCUUCAGUGAAGCAGGAGGGUUUGCGCUUUCUGGAGCAAGAGCUGGAGACCAUCACCAUUCCGGACCUGCGGGGCCGAGAGGGCCAGUUCUACUACAACAUCUCUGAGGUGAAGGUCAUGGAGCUGCAGCUGACAUCCUCUGAGCUCCAUUUCCAGCCAGAGCAGGAGCUGAUGCUACAGAUCAACAAUGGCUCCUUGGGGCUGCGCUUCCGGAGACAGCUCCUCUACUGGUUCUUCUACGAUGGGGGAUAUAUCAACGCCUCCGCCGAGGGUGUGUCCAUCCACACCGCUCUGCAGCUCUCCCGGGAUCCCACUGGCCGGAUGAAAGUGUCCAACGUCUCCUGCCAGGCCUCUGUCUCCAGAAUGCAUGCAGCCUUUGGGGGAACCUUCAAGAAGGUGUAUGAAUUCCUCUCCAUGUUCAUUACCUCAGGGAUGCGCUUCCUCCUCAACCAGCAGAUCUGCCCCGUGCUCUACCAUGCAGGGACCGUGCUUCUCAACUCCCUGCUGGACACCGUGCCUGUGCGCAGCGCUGUGGACGAGCUCGUUGGCAUUGACUACUCCCUCCUGAAGGAUCCCGUGGCCUCCGCCAGCAGUCUGGACAUGGAAUUCCGGGGGGCCUUCUUUCCCCUGGCCGACAGCAACUGGAGCCUGCGCAAUCGGGCGGUGGAGCCCCAGCUGCCCGAGGAAGAGCGGAUGGUAUAUGUGGCCUUCUCUGAGUUCUUCUUCGACUCUGCCAUGGAGAGCUACUUCCAGGCAGGGGCCCUGAAGCUGUCGCUGGUGGGGGCCAAGGUGCCCCAUGAUCUGGACAUGCUGCUGAGGGCCACCUACUUUGGGAACAUCGUCCUGCUGAGCCCGGCAGUGAUCGACUCUCCGCUGAAGCUGGAGCUGCGGGUCACGGCGCCACCACGCUGCACCAUCAAGCCCUCGGGCACCACCAUCUCUGUCACUGCCAGUGUCACCAUCGCCCUGGUCCCACCCAAUCAGCCCGAGGUCAAGCUUUCCAGCAUGACCAUGGAUGCCCGUCUCAGCGCCAAGAUGGCACUCCGGGGGAAGGUGCUGCGCACACAGCUGGACCUGCGCAGGUUCCGAAUCUACUCAAACCAGUCUGCGUUAGAGUCGCUGGCACUGAUCCCACUGCAGGCCCCUCUGAAGACCAUGCUGCAGAUUGGGGUUAUGCCCAUGCUCAAUGAGCGGACCUGGCGUGGGGUGCAGAUCCCACUCCCCGAGGGUAUUGACUUUGUGCGCGAGGUGGUGACAAACCACGCGGGUUUCCUCACCAUCGGGGCUGACCUCCACUUUGCCAAAGGGCUGCGAGAGGUGAUUGAGAAGAACCGGCCUGCCAACACCAGGAACCCCCAAGCACCCAGUGCCCCGCCACCCUCCAUGGCAGCUGUCUGAGUGCUCAACCCCGACCCUGGCAGCUGCAUUCAGGACUCCACCGUCUCUCAUCCCCUCCCUCACCCCGUCACAGCCUCUAGUGUCCUCUAACCCCCAGUGCCACAGAGAAGAUGGGGUUUUAAGCUGUACCCAAUUUAAUUCCAUAAUCACAGUCAAUCCAUCAAUUACAGUCCUUCCACCCUCCCCGUGGGCUGUCCUGA